Messenger RNA from Centruroides sculpturatus (bark scorpion), 1287 nucleotides. Its product is annotated as 3-oxoacyl-[acyl-carrier-protein] reductase FabG-like. The record is from RefSeq and is a predicted model, not a curated record. Gene Ontology annotation, molecular function: oxidoreductase activity. Bases 386 to 1162 code for a protein of 258 amino acids. NCBI's taxonomy places the organism in Eukaryota, Metazoa, Arthropoda, Arachnida, Scorpiones, Buthidae. The transcript has 10 exons.
GUGGUAUUAUCACUGUCAGUUUCAUACAUUUAAACAGUAACAAACUGUUUUCGAUGGUCAAACUAUAACAGAAACAAUACCACGUUACUGCUGUUUUUUACGGAGCCUUUAUAUUUUGCAUAUUCUUGUGCUUCUAAUGGAACAUUCUUCUACAUCCAGAGUAUUUUAAUUCCUCUCUACAAACAUUCACAUACAUUUACUUCUGUUUUUUUUUUUUCACUCUACUGUUGACCGGACGAUUAUGCUUACUUUUUGAAUCAUAGAAUAUAUAAUUAAAAUAUGUCUUUAGUCAUAUUUAGGUGCAUUUUCUCUUAUCGAAUAAGUCACACUAACUUAUACAACAGGAUGUGUGAUGUAACCGAAACAAUAACUGCUAUAAUUGCAUAUGCUAACAGACAUGAUGUCGAUGUGUUUAGGUGCUUCUUCAGGUAUUGGAGUAGGAAUUGCAGUUCAUUUUGCAAGUUGCGGAUGCUUCCUAGCUUUGAAUGGGCGAAAUGUUGACAGACUGAAAAUCACGAAGGAGAAAUGUAUCAACUCUGGACAACUUUCUGAAAAUAAAGUUUUGCUUGUGCCUGGAGAUGUGUCUAUUCCAGAAGAUGCAGAAAAAAUUGUAAAGGAAACUGUGAAGCACUUCGGAAAAUUGGAUAUAUUGAUAAAUAAUGCUGGCAUUAAUCGAUUUGGCGAAGCGACAAAAGUAACUUUAAAAGAAUUUGAUGAAAUAAUGAGAGUUAAUGUACGAGCAGUUUUUCAUAUGAUACAAUUAUGCAUUCCUCAUCUUGAGCUUACAAAGGGAAGUAUUGUGAAUGUGUCUAGUAUUGCUGCAAAAAGAGGUUUUCCGAAUUUAUCUGUGUAUUGUGCAAGUAAAGCGGCUGUAGACCAAUUAACCAAAAGUAUUGCUGCUGAAGUUGCUUCAAAGAAAAUCCGAAUCAACAGCAUUAACCCAGGUUUUGUAGAAACUAACUUACUUAAAAAUGCGGGAGUGCCUGACGAAGAAUCCCAAAAGUAUGCUAAAAGUAGCAACAGUACUCAUCCUCUUGGCAGAAAUGGCACUGUGGACGAUAUGGCAAAAGCUAUUGCGUUCUUGGCUUCUGAAGAUUCAUCAUUCAUAACUGGAACAACAUUACCUGUGGAUGGAGGAAGAAUUGUACUCUGCCCUCGAUAAUUAUCUUGGGCACACACACACACGUUAAGAAAACAAACAAAAGAAAUUUUGUUUUUCCUGUUACGAAAUAUUUUGAAUUUGAAAAUUAAACUCGUGAAAUGAAAUUUUGUGUCAAAACAAUUUGG